Molecule: messenger RNA, 2538 nt
Organism: Neoarthrinium moseri
Lineage: Eukaryota; Fungi; Ascomycota; Sordariomycetes; Amphisphaeriales; Apiosporaceae
Exons: 1
Coding region: 1-2538 (845 amino acids)
Source: RefSeq, a predicted model, not a curated record
AUGGGAGUCUUCUCCCUCAACCCCCAGGGCCCGCGCGACGGCGGGCGACAGUCCAAGCUGCCACUCCAUGAGAUGCCCUCCAAGGAACGCGACUCGAAUGACUCCUACGACGACUCAGACUACGACGACGACUACUCGGCAACCUCGUCGCCCAGCCUAGGCAACUCCAGACACACAUCGGCUUCGUUAUCCGCGACGCCCAUGCUGUCCAAACGAAGAUUCACACUCCCCCGGCGGCCUGGUGGGCCAAUGGGCUACCGGUUACCCAACAAGGUCGUCCGGUAUCUAUGUAUGGGCCUUGUGACGAUAAUACUGCUGCUCAUUUUCAGCCUAAUACGCGCGAGCCAAACCGAGAACAAGAGAAUAUUGACAGGCGGCGUAUACAAGCCACCAGCCGCGCCCCCGAUAUGGGAAGCGUACCCGUUCCUCACCAGAUACUAUGGCGGUGUCAGAAACCUGGUGCCGCUCCAGAAGAACACGCCAGAAUAUCCCCGCGCCGAAGACGAGCUUCCCCUCGACAAGCUCGCCUUCGUCAACUUUACCGAAAACACGGGCUUCGAGAAACGUGCCCUUCCCGAGAGCAAGGAGUUUGUGAACCACCCGAAAAGUGUUUUCCAAACAGCCCCCGAGAAGAUUAACGAGUGUUUCCUGGACGCGGCCAACAAGCUGCGUGUCCCGCCGAUUCGAUACUACGAGGGGCGGCCCAAUGGCUUCCCAGAAGCCGUACUUGGCUCGUAUGACCUCGUUGGCUUCAACGAAGAUAUCUGCUACGAACGAUACGGUAGAUACGGCCCCUAUGGCCUUGGCUACUCGCAGAGAAAAGGUGGGCUCGGCGUUGGCGAGCACGGCGAGAAAGAAGGCUCCGAAUCAACCUGGUCCAAGGUGCCCCAGGUCGACUGGAGAAAGAUGGACUGGGCAGAUGCUCAAAGACGUUGUUAUCAGGCAAACACCGCUCGCUACAGCUCCCUGCCUGCGCGGCCCGCGCAGCCUCACGGCUUCUUCAUUGACGAAGGGAAUGCUACCUCGACUCUUUUUACGCGAGAUACCAUAACGGAACAGGCUGCAGCCGACGACAAGACCGCCGCCAAGUCUGGCAGUCAGGAGGUUGCGAAGAAGGUUGCGAGAACGGCAGUUGUCGUUCGAGUCUGGGAUGAAUACUUCUUCCGUGAGGACGACCUCAUGAACCUGCGGUCACUGAUUACUGAAUUAUCCUUGGCUUCUGGCGGCCGAUACGAUGUCCACCUUCUGGUACAGGUCAAGAACGAUGCUGCAUAUCCCAUCUGGGCUGAUUCCGCCAUCUACGAACAGCGGAUUCGGGAUGUCAUACCCGAGGAGUUCCAGGGGCUGGUCACCUUCUGGACGGAGACGCAGAUGCUUGCUCUCUACCAAGGCAUAUACGACGUGUAUGCCCGAGGUCCCGACUUGCCCGUUCAUGGCGUCUACCGUGGGUUGGCCAUGGCGAUGCAGUACUUUGCAUACCAGCACCCCGAGUAUGAGUACUUCUGGCAGUGGGAGAUGGACAUCCGUUACACAGGACACUACUAUGAUCUCUUCUCCAAGGUCGAGAACUGGGCCAAGCAACAACCCAGAAAGGGGAUGUGGGAGCGCAAUGCUCGAUUCUAUCUCCCCUCAGUCCACGGUACCUGGGAGGAUUUCCGACAGAUGGCACGAGUGCAAGCAGAGAUGGGCACUGUAGGUGCCGACAACAUCUGGGAAAAUGUCAACACAAAGGGCAAGGGCAAGCCGAAGGCAUCCGCUUCUUCGCGUGGAGACAAGAUCAUCUGGGGGCCCGAACGACCGAUGGAACAGGAAGAUUGGUUCGAGACGGAGAACGACCCCAUGCCAGAAACUUCAUACGAGAAGGACAAGGACGUCUGGGGCGUCGGCGAGGAAGCCGAGUACAUUGCCUUCAACCCCAUGUUUGAUCCGGAAGGGACCACCUGGGGUCUGGCAGACGACAUCACGGGCUACAACACGACCCGCGCCAAACCCCCGCGCCGUACCCAGAUCAUCACCGCAUCGCGCAUGUCCCGCCGCCUGCUGCUGACCAUGCACCGCAUGACGGCCUUCAAGAAGCAGUUCGCCUUCCCGGAGAUGUGGCCCGCGACCGUGGCGCUGCAGCACGGGCUCAAGGCCGUCUUCGUGCCGCACCCGCUGUACGUGGACCGCGAGUGGCCGACCAAGGUGUUCGCGCAGACGCUCAACAACGGCAAGAACGGCGCCAGCGGCGGGUCGCGCACCUCGGUCUUCGGCGACCGCGAGCACAACCUGCGCGGCCUCAGCUGGUUCUACGACUCGGGCUUCGCCCCCAACCUGUACCGCCGCUGGCUCGGGCUCAAGGUCAACAACGACGGCGGCGAGGAGUUCGAGCUCACCGCCGACAACACCAAGAACGGCUCCACCGUCUCCUUCAUGCGCGGCGGCGAGGGCCGCAUGUGCCUGCCCCCCAUGCUGCUCCACCCCGUCAAGGGCGUCGAGCUGCCCGUCGAGGAGGUCCACGACGUGGCCGAGGUCCCCGAGUCGGACCCCGCUGCCUGA